Labrus bergylta (ballan wrasse) is the source of this 3292-nucleotide messenger RNA. Lineage: Eukaryota; Metazoa; Chordata; Actinopteri; Labriformes; Labridae. The record is from RefSeq and is a predicted model, not a curated record.
UUUCCGCAUGUCAAUAAAAGUCAAUUUCUCGAGUCAAGAAGAUGUUUGUCGAUCAUGUGAAUAGGUGCUGUACCGCUUUUACCACAUUUAGCCUACUCAAAGUGACUUUGUAGACUUUCGGUCACAUGAUGCCCAGCCUGAACAGUCACCACCAGCUGCCAGGUGCUGCCUCCUCUCAAGCAAACAAAACGCAUUUUAUAGAAGGGGUUCUUAUCUGAAAGCAAAGGAUCCUGAAAACUUGAAACAUGCUGAAGUUCAAGCAAAAGUUCGACCUGCACAGAGAAGUGGAGAGUGAUAUCCUCAGGAAGGAGGUGUCGGUCUGCAGGGUGAAAGAAUACUCUGGAGCAUUGGACAUUCGUAUCCUGAACAUUGAGAGAGAUGGGGGCAUCCUUUACUCCUGGAAGGGGGCAACGGGGACAACAAGGAUCGGGAAAUAUGACUCCAACACUAAACAGAACAAGCUCCUGUACACAUUUGACAAGCAAGUGAGUGUCAGCAGCUGUUCCCUGAACAAGGAGGAGACGCUCUUAGCUGUCAGUUUGGCACAAAACACCAGAGGAGAGGAGCGCCUCAGACCAAUAUCCAAGUGUCUGACUCUUCUGAUUGAGAUCCAUCCCAUCAACAACACUAAAGUCCUCAAGGCUGUAGACUGCAGGGUCAAAGUGCAGUUCCUCAAUUCAGAAACUGACCGGAGAUCAGUGCUGGAGAGCCACCUGCUGCUGCUGACCGAGGACGGAUAUGUGGACCUCUACCAUGUUCUGCUGACAAAACAGGAGGGAUACAGGGUGGUGAUGGCCAAUCCAGAUCAUUUGACCAAAACAGCAGAGCGGAUUGUGGAGGAUUUUAACUGGGUCCAGUGGGACGGACACACACAGAGACUCUACUAUCUCACUCAUAAUGUCAAGUUCCUCAUGCGAUGUGUUCAGUUUUACCCCAGCCAUAACUGUGAGACUGUGUUGGAGCUCCCAUUAGACCUGCCCGCUAAUCCUUUCCGCACAGUCAAGUUUGUGAAUCUGGGUUUUGACCAUUAUCACGUGGAGAAAGCAGAGCAGGAGCCUGUUAGGAUGGAAGUGUUCACAAAUAGAAUAGAAAGAAGCAUGUGUGUAUGCUACAGCCAACCAAUCAAAGAACAGGAGGUGAUCUACACUGUGCUUUUGGUGCACAAAGACUGCAGCAGAGCCUUCAGAGUAUCUCUGGGCAGUGACCAGUCACAGCAGAAAGCCACACAGUUCCAUCCACUCUUCAUUCCUAUAGGUUACUUCAUCCUGGUGUACCUGCAGGGUUAUUUCCUCCAUUGUAUCAACACCAGGCAGCAGGAGAUGCUCUGUCACUCCCUCUUUCUCUCAGGUCCUGAUGUCGAUUUGGGCCUGCAGUGUCAGUCAGCUAACAUCACAGUGUUGCAUGCAGAGGAAGAGUCUAACGGUAGUCUUUUGGACCUGGCUACUGGGAGGAUUCACUCUGCUGAGCUUAGCCCUGCAUACCUGCUGCAGAUACUGCGAGCAGACCCUCCUUCUAGGUGUCCCAGCGGCGAGAGCGAGCCACAGCGCCUGGCCGCCCUCCACUGCCUGCUGGUUUACAUGGGAAACAACCCAAACCUGGAGCUGAAGAUCAUCGAAUGGCUCUGUGACAAUGUGAACCCGUUCGAGUCCUUUGAUCAGAUCCAGGAGUUCAUUCUGGCCUCUUUGUACAGGAUAAGCUAUGAGAAGUCUCUCAGCCUGGAUAAAGUCCUGCCUUACUCCUCUGUGUGCGACAAGAAGGAGAUACCAGUGUGUCUAUCAAAGGUCCCUGGUGUGUCAUGUACCACCGAUUUACAUACUGAAUGUGUGUUCAAAGGGAAGGCCAGAAGUCUCCAGGGUUUCUGGUUAGAGCUGCAGUGGAACACAGAGAGGACAAAAUGUCUGGAUGCUGGUCCUAACCCCAGAUACAGAACGUCUCACAUACGAGGCGACUGGGACGAACUGAGGUCGGAGAGGAAACCAUCCAGCCACAUGACUCACAUGCAGGAGAACACAAAAAAAGUUCUAUCAACGGUGGACACCUGGUGUCUGGAUAAGAAGCUGGUGCCACUCUUCCAGGAGGAGGACCAACAACAGAGGGCGCUCAUAGGCCUGACGGUCGACAAGCUCCGCGAGCAUCUGAACAGACACCUGCCUCGACUGGGGAAAAAGAAGAUCGACUCGCUCGUUGUCAACUACGUCGCCAAACUGCUGGAGCUCAUCAGACACAUGCUGGAGUCAGUCUGGCUCAAGAGUAAACUCGGCCCGUGUGUUUUGUGCCUUUCCAGCACGCAGCAGGGUAGUCCGGCUGAGUGGUCUGUGUUUCACUUCAUGUUUCGGAUCUUGGAAGCCACGAGGGGUCUCUGCCUGCCCCUCCCACCUGGCUAUCACACCCUGUUAUCAGUGUUUGCGGUGCGUGUGCUUCCGCAUCACACCUUCCUACAGUACAUUGACCACGGUGUGCUGCAGCUCACUGAAACCUUCCUGUCUCGGCUCAUGACAGAUUUGGACAACAGCGAUGCCAACGAGAGACUGAAGUUCAGCGUACUUAAAAGGCUCCCUGAGCCUAUGGAGCAGAGGAUCUACCAUAUGUGGGACCAUCCUGUCAGUUCAGCUUCAAUCUCCAGAAAUUAUGUCAGGACUCUGCUGGAGAAGCACAGCAAAAACAAGGGAUUUGCAUUCACCGGCAGAGACAAGCCGGGCUUCAGACCCGAGUUUCUGCCUCUUACCUACCUGGCAAAGGUACUCUCUGAUAUAGAAGAACAAGCUCUCAACCCUUUUGAGGAGCAGGAGAACGUUGAUGCUCGGUUCGUGGAGGAGACGGCUCUGAAGCAAACAUUAAUACUGCUGGGCUAUGAGGAAAAAUAAAGGAUGUGGGUGGGGGGGGGAGUAGGAGGGCAGAGUGAGACGGCAGUGGAUGGAUGGAUUGAAGGGGAAACAGAUGAGGGGGAAAAUGUGUUUCAGAGAACAGUCAUCAUCGACUGACUGGGCCUUGAGGACAAGUAACGGAUGGGUGGAUGAUGGAGGGAUGGAGUGCGAGAAAUGAGAGAUGCGUGGAGAGAUUGAGAGGCAGAGCGCUUAUAAACAAGCUCUCACUGGCUGAUGACAAAUGAGGGUGGGGCAGAGGGGGAGAUGGAUGGAGACGCCCUGGAAGGAAAGAUGGAGGAGAGGAUGAAGAGCUUUUUUUCCCCCCCACUUUUAUUUUUUUAACACUGAGGAUGCUGGGACGUGAGAAGAACCGUUUUUUUCCCACACAAACAACAAUGUACAAAAGGAACCAAAACUUCGAGGACAAU